GCAAGUACCCAAGGAUCAGUUAACGUUCAGCGUUCAAAGCAGCAGCUCUUCAAGUAACGAACUAGAAACUACAUAAAAUCAACAUGACCGGACGCGGUAAAGGAGGAAAAGGUCUUGGAAAAGGAGGAGCCAAACGUCAUCGUAAAGUACUUCGUGAUAACAUCCAGGGAAUAACCAAGCCCGCCAUUCGUCGGUUAGCUCGUCGUGGUGGAGUGAAACGUAUUUCUGGUUUGAUUUACGAAGAGACCCGCGGUGUUUUGAAAGUGUUCCUGGAGAACGUAAUCCGUGAUGCCGUAACAUACACUGAGCACGCCAAGAGGAAGACAGUAACCGCCAUGGACGUUGUCUACGCCCUCAAACGCCAAGGUCGUACCCUGUAUGGUUUUGGAGGUUAAUGUACAUGCAUUACAUACACAUACACAUACUAUGAUAAAAAGGCCCUUUUCAGG
Messenger RNA from Rhopalosiphum padi (bird cherry-oat aphid), 449 nucleotides. RefSeq names its product histone H4. Gene Ontology annotation, biological process: nucleosome assembly. The transcript has a single exon. Gene Ontology annotation, molecular function: protein heterodimerization activity; DNA binding; structural constituent of chromatin. The record is from RefSeq and is a predicted model, not a curated record. Gene Ontology annotation, cellular component: nucleosome. NCBI's taxonomy places the organism in Eukaryota, Metazoa, Arthropoda, Insecta, Hemiptera, Aphididae. Bases 84 to 395 code for a protein of 103 amino acids.